Acanthochromis polyacanthus (spiny chromis) is the source of this 2635-nucleotide messenger RNA. RefSeq names its product F-box protein 22 (gene fbxo22). Gene Ontology annotation, molecular function: protein binding. The record is from RefSeq and is a predicted model, not a curated record. The transcript has 7 exons. Bases 86 to 1249 code for a protein of 387 amino acids. NCBI's taxonomy places the organism in Eukaryota, Metazoa, Chordata, Actinopteri, Pomacentridae. Gene Ontology annotation, biological process: regulation of skeletal muscle fiber development; protein polyubiquitination; positive regulation of proteasomal ubiquitin-dependent protein catabolic process.
CUCAGCGGCCGGCACCGGUGGAAGUGCAGAGGUGAAAGUUCGCAGCUGCGGAGCAGUGCUGGAAAGACCACAAGUUCAGUGAAAUAUGAGUGAAAAUCAAGAUUAUGCAGAUUUUUUUCAAGACACCAAGGCUUCAUAUGUACUCAGCAAUGUCGCUGAGGUGGUUGAGCGGAUUCUGACGUUCGUACCAACCAAGUCGCUUCUCCGGAUAGCGAGUGUGUGCAGACUAUGGAGAAACUGUGCCCGCAGAGUGCUCCGGACCCAGCAGCAGCUGAGCUGGGUGUCAACCUGCGGACCAUCCCUCACAGAGGUCCAUGCUCUCUGCAACGUCCUGGCUGAAGAAGUGGAGAACGUGUUUCUCCUGCCUAAAACAGUUCUGGCAAUGGUCGACUGUGAGGCCUUCAAUGGACAAGCCUAUUGCUACAGACAAAAUAAAGCAAAAAAGAGUCGCCACAGUCCAGACUCAGUUGAAGAACUGACCAUGCUUUUUCCCAAAGGCUGUGACAUCGUGGGCAUUGUGACACCAGGCAUCGUCUUGACACCAAGUGGCUCUUGCUCCAGCCCUCCCCAGGAGCACCAGGAGGGGGAGGCUGGCUUUGCAGUCAUGUUCCCCAACACUGAGGGUGUUCACAUCAAGCCUUUUCACUUUUGUAAGAAGACCAUCUCUCCAACAGCCCUAAAAGAUGCAGGACUAGUUGACAACCCAGAGCUGCGUGUGAUAAUGUUAUUUGUUUACGAGGCAUAUAAAUCUGGAGGAGCUCACUUCCUCAACCAGAUACUAGGGCCGCUGGGCAAGAGCAAAGCUCUGAUCACUGGAGGGAUAGUCGAAAGUGUCUUCACUCCUCCAAGACACUGCUGUAGCCAGGGUGCCUAUGGUGUGGUGGGCCUGUCUCUGAGCGGCCCAAAGGUACAGGGGGCAUCUGUGCUCUUGGACCAAGAUGUCGGCACCCCAAAAGCAGCUGAAGCCGCGAUCCGACGGCUAAAAGCAGCCAAAAUCCCAGAGAAAAACACCCUGGGGUUCAUGUUUGCUUGCGUGGGAAGAGGGCAGAACUACUACAACAACCAGGCCAAUGUCGAGGCAGACGCUUUUCACAAGGUGUUUCCCAGCACACCGCUCUUUGGCCUGUUUGGCAACGGCGAGAUCGGCUGCGACCGAAUCAUUAAAGAUGACUACACGCUGUGCGACACCGAGACGGACAUCCUGCAGCACGAGUACACUACCGUCAUGACCCUGGUCCAUCUAGGCUGACGGUCCUGCCGUAACAGUGAACAAACGGGAUGAAAGACGACCCAUCAUGCUCUUGCUUUCAGUUGGGAACAACAAACAUUAUGUACAGAGUGGUACCCACAUUACAGCUCAGAAUAUUGCUGUCACCAUUUCUGCUCGUGAAACAGGAAAAUGAUCCCUUUAGCCAUCACUGUAAUGGCAGCAUUUGGGAAAUCGUGUCCCUUGGAGAUUGUGCGUGAACACAGCUUCAUAUUAAAACUAGCAAGUCUCACACAGUUCAGACAUAAAACACAAACUCUGGGUGUGAUAGAGUGCUCUUGUAAAAUAAAUUUGUAUAUUUUCCCCGUAUUACGUACGUAUUGAAGGCAUAUCUUCCCCGCAGACAUCAACUUCGUGGCUGUUUGCAUUGCAGGUGAGUAAAGUACACGUUUGUGUCUCUCAAGCUUUGUUAUAGUUAUUGAUUCAGCAAAGGCACUUUUUCGUCACGUGAGUGAAAUGAUGUGGUCAUUCUUCCAUAUAAUCAAGGUCAUCUUGAUUUGAAUGCUCUUCCUUCCUUGCGCAGGUUUUACACAUUUGUCUUAAUGGAAAAAUGAAACCAUGUUAGCCUAUGUAAUAAUACUCAUAUCUGUCCAUUGUACAGCUGGAGAGUAAAGUUAGAAUUUUGCAGUGCAUCUUUUUAUUUUUCCACGUCGGGUCCCAUCUACUAGUUCCUACUUAAGUCUGUACACAAGAGAACAGGACUGAAUGGCUGAUGCUGGCUGACAGAAACUCUCACUUUCAUCUCAGUUUGGUCUGUACUCCUGUAAUUUUUGGCUUUAGGAGGCAGGUGUUAGUGGUUGGAACAACUGCUCAAAGUUAGGAGGGAAGAAGAGAGUUAUGCUUUUAGGUCAUUAGAUGUGAAGUAUUUUGAGUAUUAUUUUCGAAUUUUAGAAAUGGUAAAGGUUUGUUUUAAGCCCUUAUGCCGAGUUGCACAUUUGGUAAAAGCUGUCAGAAAUCUACUGAUGCUGUGUUAUGUAUGAAAAGCGUAGUGGCCUCUGAAAAUCCACUGAAUGGUACCAAUCCUGUUGAGAUUUUUUCCUAGACGGCUCUGUCAUUUGAUAUCUUGCUAUUUCUCCAAGAAUAAUCCUGGUGCAAUUUCCAUUAUAAAGUGUAUUUGUUUGUCAGGUAAUUGCUGUUAUGUCGAAACUUGCCGAUAUUAGGUUCAGCUUUUCUGUAAAAACUGCAACAAUGAUUGUAGCAUGAAUGGAUGUUUUCAAAAAAAAUUCCAAUACUUUUAUUUUGUAAAAAUCUAUUAGGGCUCAUUUGCUAAAAGAAUCUUCCUUCUUUGUAUUGCCAUACAUUCAUUUGUUUGUCCCUAAUACUUUCUUUUUCUUUUCUGAAUUAAAGUGUAUGUUGAGUUAGUCUAAA